CCACGAUGAUUUUUAAGUUCAUCCAACUUGAGCGAGUUUUGUUUACUAAACAUGGGCCCGGCCACAAACCCCACAUCGGAAACAAAGAUACAUUGAUAAUAACCGUGUAGCCAAACAUACUUCAAACACUUAACGAAUACAGAUUACUGCGUAGCCAAACACUUCUUCAAAUUUCCAAUUCGUUAUCAGCUAUUUCGAAUUCGAACCCUCCUCCUCGUCUUCCUCGCUAAUCCCGCGCUCUCCUGCAAAUUUUCAAAUCUCUCUCUCUCUUCCAUGGAGGAUCACAUUCUUAUCUCCGACGGGGAAGAUCCGGCCACUCCACUCCCAUCACUCUCGAAACGGCCUCGAAAAGAUCCGAUCUCCGCGAUUCUGAUAUCCGAUUCCGAUCCGACGCCGUUCAAGCAACAGCCGGAAUCUUCUUCCACUCCUUUGUUCGUCCCUGAUACACCUCUCUCCGAUGAAUUCUCUCUCGUCAAAUGCUCCUUUGCUUCAAACCGAGAAGAUAAAUUCUCUGGGAAACGAGUGAUAUCUCUGGAUUCAGAGUUUGAGGAUAGUCCUGGACCCGUGCUUGCUGAUAUUGGGUUGGAUUCUGGAUCAAGUGUUGCAGAUUCUGCUGAAAUAACUCAGCCAAGUUUUGGGGAUAAUAUUAGUUGGAUGCAUGAAGUCAGUGUGCGCACUUCACUGACCAAUGAUACUAUCGAGGUUGAUUCUGAGCAAGAGAAAGAAAAUAUAAGCAUUGAGAAUAUGGGUCGAAAAAAGCAGAUCAGAAGUUGUAAGAGUAGGAUUAUUACGGGUGGAGAAUUGCCCAAAAAGCAGCUGUCGAGAGAAGAAAAAAUCCGUGCAAUGGAGGAAAAGAAGUUAAGAAAAGAGGAAGAGAAGUUACAGAAAGCUAUUGAAGCUGAGCGUAAAAAGUUAGAGAAAGAAAAGCAGAAGUGGGAAAAGGGAAAGUUAGCUCUGAAAUCUAUCGUUGCUGAGAUUGAUACCAAAGUAGUCGAAGGAUCCAUUGGAGGACUUCUACUUUCAAGGUUCUCUGAGAAAGGCAUUUCAUUCCGUGUAGCCCCUAAUCCUAUUGAGAGAUCCAUUGUCUGGACGAUGACAAUUCCAGAGGAUAUUGCUCUGGCUUUCCCAGAAGGGCCAACGAUUUGUUAUGUCGUACUAGUGUAUGAGGCUGAAGAAUUUUGUAACCUUGUUGCUGAUGAAAAAUUUCUAGAAAACAUCACAAGAGUUCAGGACCGAUACCCAUCUUAUACGGUGUGCUGUCUCACCAAUAAGUUAAUGUCUUAUGUAAAGAAAAGGGAAAAGGAAGAGUACAAGAACCCGGGAAGCUGGAGACGGCCUCCCAUCGAUGAGGUACUUGCAAAAUUAACUACUCACUAUGUAAGAGUACAUUCCAGAGACUGUGUAGACGAGGCUGAGGUCGCUGAACAUGUAGUUGGGUUAACUACCAGUCUGGCUUCUUGUCAGUUCAGGAAGAAACUAACUAUGUUAUCAGUAAACGCUAAUGGUGCAUUAGUCUCCAAGGAUUCAGUUGACAAACACUUGAUUAAAAAGAGUCCAUGGUUAAAAGCGUUAGUGGCAAUACCAAAGGUGCAGCCAAGAUACGCGGUAGCAGUGUGGAAGAAAUAUCCAUCUAUGAAGUCUCUUCUUAAGGUUUAUAUGGACCCUAGCAUAUCGAUUCAUGAGAAGGAGUUUCUACUGAAAGACUUGAAAGUAGAAGGUUUAGUAGGAGGAGAUAUAAGGUUAGGUGAGGUUUGUUCAAAGCGGAUAUACAGAGUUCUUAUGUCUCCAAGUGGAACCAUUAAGACUGAUGAUGUUGAAAACGGUGCUGCUUUUUUCACACAUUAGGGUCGUAAGCAGUCAAGGUUUUGAUCAAAAACCCAUUUCUAAUAUAAAUUAUAUGUUUGAUUCCUUUUUAGUUUCGAUUCAAAUAUGAAGGUUUGUUCAAAAAAAAAUAUGAUAAAUUUCAAUCAAAUUAGUUAUUUUCUUUUUAGAAAAAAAAAAACAAUCCAUCUCUAAUUGGGUUAUUUAACAUAUUA
This is a messenger RNA of Brassica napus (rape), 2036 nucleotides long. RefSeq names its product crossover junction endonuclease EME1B-like. Bases 274 to 1845 code for a protein of 523 amino acids. Gene Ontology annotation, biological process: DNA repair. The transcript is spliced from 12 exons. NCBI's taxonomy places the organism in Eukaryota, Viridiplantae, Streptophyta, Magnoliopsida, Brassicales, Brassicaceae. The record is from RefSeq and is a predicted model, not a curated record. Gene Ontology annotation, cellular component: nucleus; Holliday junction resolvase complex. Gene Ontology annotation, molecular function: nuclease activity; DNA binding.